UGACGAUGGCGGCGGCGGCGGCGGCAACAGCGACGUGCCCGGGCCGGGGUUGGGGACAACCUGAGGGGAUCCCCGGUGGGGUCACCCCUUCCCCACCCCGGCAUUUCACCUUUGACCCUCCGGUAGGGCCCAGCGGCCCCCCUAGGCCCCGCCGCCGGCACCGUCGCGUUCUCUACCCGCCCGCUGUGCGGCGGCCGCCCCCCACAGAAGAACCGAGCGCGGCAAAGCGGCUCCUGAUGCUGCUGUUGGCUGUGGUGAGUGCCCAGGUGUACAGCGCGCCCGGGGAUGUGACACCCGAAGUGGCCGCGACGGCCACGGUGAUACCCGAGACACCCGUGGUGAACCAAGUUGAGACACCCAUGACACCUGCUGUGACAUCCCUACCUGGGGAUGGAGUGCUGCUCAGGACUGCUGUGACACCCAUGGAGACAAACUGGACACCCAAUGGGACACUGGUGGGGACACCAACAGCACCCAUGGGGAUACCCAUGGGUGCCUCCUGCCCUCGGCUGCUGCUGUCACCUGCCCUGCGGCCCCACAGCUGCAGAGCCGGACACGCUGCCAGCUGAGCAGCACCCAGGACCUUCACCCUGGUCUCAGGGUGGCACCCAAGACUGUCACCUCGGCCUCGGGGUGGCACCCAGCACCUCGCUGAGCCCAUUGCUGUGGCCUCAGGGCUGUGCCCAACACACUGGACUGGUAGCUGUGCCUGUUGUAGUGGCCACAGGGUGGCACCACACGCCCACAGGUGCCCUUCACCUCGGCCCUGUGGUUGCACCCAGUGCCCCGGGGACACAUUGGGGCCCAUCACCCUGGCCUUAGGGCUGUGACAGCACCCAGCACCUAUGGGUGCCCCUCGCCAUGCACUUGAAGAGGCAUUCAGCACCCAUGGGGACCCCUACCUCACCUUCGGGGCUGCCCCUAGAACCCAUGGGUGCCCCUCAUCCAACCUUGGGGCUGCUCACCUCAUCCCCUUUCCCCCGCACGGUAUUUAUUUAUUGUAUUUGUAUUUAUUUUGUGGUUAUUUAAUUGAGGGUUAUUUAACUUUAUUUAA
Haliaeetus leucocephalus (bald eagle) is the source of this 1054-nucleotide messenger RNA. It is a transcript of the gene IER3, whose product is annotated as immediate early response 3. The transcript is spliced from 2 exons. The record is from RefSeq and is a predicted model, not a curated record. Gene Ontology annotation, biological process: DNA damage response; negative regulation of apoptotic process. NCBI's taxonomy places the organism in Eukaryota, Metazoa, Chordata, Aves, Accipitriformes, Accipitridae. The coding region runs from base 6 to 569 and encodes 187 amino acids. Gene Ontology annotation, cellular component: nucleus.